AUGAUCAAGGGCCAAACUCCAUCUGCUGAUCAAGAUAACAGUGGAAUGAUCAAAGGCUCUGGAGCAGCUGCUGGAUGGGCUUUGUGUGAGGACUUUGUCUGUCUCUCUGGCACUAAAACCACGGACACCCCACCGAGAAGCAGUGUGACGGGGGUAAAAUCCCUCAAUAAAACCCUCAACAGCCCCCCGGAGACGGAGCUGUCAAACUCCCAGAGAGCAGGACAGCUGACUCAGCCUGAAAGUGUCACCGGGAACAACACAUCAUGGAGGCCUCAGUCGUGUCAGGAGUGUACUUGCUACAGCGACGUGGCCAUCUGCAGGCCCACCUACUGUCCAAACCCAGAGUGUGAUAUCCAGAGGGGCGAGCGUUUGAGGAUCCCUGCCAACCAGUGCUGUCCGGAGUGCAUCUCCUCGUCCCAGGGCUCCUGCCAGUACGAAGGAGUCAUUUAUGCACAUGACAGCCAGUGGAGUCCCUCGCCCUGUACAGCAUGUGUCUGCUCCAGAGGUAGUGUGUCCUGCACCCCUCACCCCUGCUCACCUCUCAGCUGUCCCUCGGACCAGAGCCCGUUCACCCCAGCUGGAGAAUGCUGCCCCAAGUGUGGCCGCAAUGGAGAAUCUUGCUCCUGGCAAGGCACUGCAUACAGAGACGGUGAAGAGUGGAAGCCAAGCCUCUGCUCCAGAUGUGUCUGCAGCAACGGGGAAGUCCGGUGUUCGGUAGCAGAGUGUCAGCAAGUGGCCUGCAAACCGCAUGAGAACCUGGUGAUCCAGCCAGGCCGCUGCUGUCCUCAAUGUGUGUCCAAUCCCUGUCUGUCUGCUGGUAAACAGCACCAGCAUGGCGAGCAGUGGCAGAAGAACGCCUGCACCACAUGUGUGUGUGACCGGGGUCAGUCUAAGUGCCACACACACGCCUGUCAGCCCGCUUCCUGUGCCAAG
Messenger RNA from Notothenia coriiceps (black rockcod), 933 nucleotides. RefSeq names its product extracellular matrix protein FRAS1-like. The annotation marks the transcript as partial. Gene Ontology annotation, molecular function: protein binding. The record is from RefSeq and is a predicted model, not a curated record. NCBI's taxonomy places the organism in Eukaryota, Metazoa, Chordata, Actinopteri, Perciformes, Nototheniidae. The transcript is spliced from 8 exons. Gene Ontology annotation, cellular component: plasma membrane.